Molecule: messenger RNA, 1472 nt
Organism: Lampris incognitus (smalleye Pacific opah)
Lineage: Eukaryota; Metazoa; Chordata; Actinopteri; Lampriformes; Lampridae
Gene: hunk
Product: hormonally up-regulated Neu-associated kinase
Source: RefSeq, a predicted model, not a curated record
AUGCCGGUCGCCGACAGCGAGAUGGUGGCGGACGGCCACCGGUCGUACGAGGGGAAGACCCCGAGCUGCGCCGGCAGCGAGAGCGUCCUCCCCGCCUCCCUCGGCAGCCCCGCCGCCGACGUCCUCCGCAACUUCUAUCACACCAAACGGGUCGGGAACUACCUGAUCGGGCGGAAGCUCGGGGAAGGCUCGUUCGCCAAAGUUAGAGAGGGUCUUCACGCGCUGACGGGAGAGAAGGUAUCUGCCAUUUGCUUGCUCAAGAAGCUUCUAGAGCCAGACCCCUCCAAGCGGCCCAACAUCCACCAGGUGAUGGCUGAUUCCUGGCUACAGCUCGCCAAUAAAAACACUGGAGCACCAUACCUGAACAGGAUCCACAUUGAGGAGAUCAACCACAUGGUGUUGCUCCACAUGACGGAGAAGAUGGGCUACAAACACAGUGAGGUGCUGAGUGCUGUCCUCACCAACCGUGCCUGCCACACCCUGGCCGUCUACUUCCUCCUCAACAACAAGAUGAAGCGGCUCUCCAAGGAGUACAGAGAGAUGCAGUACCAGGAGAAGAAGGUUGAGAAGAACGAGUACUUUCAGACUCAGUGGAGGAAGCACGUCGACAAGAUCACCAUCCCGCCGAAACAGACGCCGGUCUACCUGGCGGUCAGUAAGGGGCCCAGCAAGGAGAAGAAACACAGGACAGGCCUUCUGCGUGCUAUAACCGGUGGCCAUCGGAACUCUCCACUGGCUCCGCCCGGCACCGUGGCUUCGUCCUCCAUGGAGUACCUGGAGAUCCAUCCUCUCUUCUCCAACACUCCACAGCAGCGGAGACGCCUGGCCACCCUCCCCCAGGUCAACACCAGCCCGGAGCACAACAUCCCCGCCCCUCCGGCACCGUCCCCCAUCGGCAUGCACUCCUUCGACUCCCUCUCUAAGGCCGAGCAGAUCGAAGACACCCCCGCCGCUCCCUGGUACAAGCUGACCAACGGCACCUUCUCUCCGCCCCGCCACGUCUCCGCGUUCCACCCCGACUCUUCCUACUUGAAGAAGGCCACCAUCCCCAGCCCUCCCGUCCUUAUCGUCAACCCGCAGCCCAAGAAGAGCAACUCGUCCGAUUGGUGCGGCUCCUCCGACACCAGCGGCAGCCCCCCCAGCACCGUAGGGAGUCCGGGAAACUCGGCUUUUAGUCCCCCAAAGUCAGCCUUUAGCCCGCUGAACCCCUCGUCAGCAUUCAGUCCUCCUUCCAGCGGGGGCGCCGCCGAUCCCGAUAGCCCGACGCAUCGCAGUAAGUUCCCCUCCAUGGGCAUUGGACAGAUCCUGAAGAAGAAAAUCCAGCUGCCGCCGUUCACCUUCCGGGCCGAGCAGGUCGUCGAGGAGGUGGUGUCCCCUCCACCGUAUCCGAUGCAGACUCUGCUUUGCGCUUCAGGUGCGCUCAAAACGCUCUGCUGAGGUCAAGUCGGUGAAAUUUAAAAUACAAAAAGGAA